Ixodes scapularis (black-legged tick) is the source of this 327-nucleotide messenger RNA. RefSeq lists its product as uncharacterized. The record is from RefSeq and is a predicted model, not a curated record. The transcript has 4 exons. NCBI's taxonomy places the organism in Eukaryota, Metazoa, Arthropoda, Arachnida, Ixodida, Ixodidae. Bases 1 to 327 code for a protein of 108 amino acids.
AUGGCUCGACUCGCUUGCGUAUUUCUGGUCUUUGUGCUGGCCUAUCAGUGUGCUGACGUGGUAAACGGUGCGGUGAAAGCGGAAGACCUUCCAAGCUUCGUCGGGAAUAAAGGAGAAUUCCUCGAAACAUUGAAGGAGCUUUGUUACCACCAUCACUACACGAGGGAUAUUACUUCAGUUGACUUAUCUCACUGCUACGUUUUCUGCUACCUCGGUCAUGUCUGGAAACAUGGUGGAGGGUCUUCUUUACUACAGCUAACAAACAGAGAACCAUGCAGCAAUGUUGGCGGGAUAUGCAUCCGAGGAGAAUGCGUCUACGAGUCAUGA